CUCGCGGGUUCCAGCCCCCAGCCCGGGCCGUGGACUCCCGCGCGGGCUGGGCAGGGGCGGGGCGUCGCCUCAGCUGAGCUAUCCCGUCAGACCGCGCCAGUUUGAAUGAAAGCUCCUCAAGAUGGCGGCUGCCGAGGCGCGAGGAGCGUGGUGUGUGCCUUGCCUAGUUUCACUUGAUACUCUUCAGGAAUUAUGUAGAAAAGAAAAACUCACAUGUAAAUCGAUUGGAAUCACCAAAAGGAAUCUAAACAAUUAUGAGGUGGAAUACUUGUGUGACUACAAGGUAGUAAAGGAUAUGGAAUAUUAUCUUGUAAAAUGGAAAGGAUGGCCAGCUUCUACAAAUACUUGGGAACCUUUGCAAAAUCUCAAGUGCCCAUUACUACUUCGGCAAUUUUCUAAUGACAAGCAUAGUUAUUUAUCUCAGGUAAAGAAAGGCAAAGCAAUAACUCUAAGAGACAAGAACAAAGCUUUGAGACCUGCUGUUGCUGAAUACAUUGUAAAGAAGGCAAAACAAAGGAUAGCUCUGCAGAGGUGGCAAGAUGAACUCAACAGAAGAAAGAAUCAUAAAGGAAUGAUUUUUGUUGAAAAUACUGUUGACUUAGAGGGCCCACCUUCAGACUUCUACUACAUUAAUGAAUACAAACCAGCUCCUGGAAUCAGCUUAGUAAAUGAAGCUACCUUUGGUUGUUCGUGCACAGAUUGCUUCUUUGAGAAAUGUUGUCCUGCUGAAGCUGGAGUUCUUUUGGCUUAUAAUAAAAACCAACAAAUUAAAAUCCCACCUGGUACCCCCAUUUAUGAAUGCAACUCAAGGUGUCAAUGUGGACCCGAUUGUCCCAAUCGGAUUGUACAGAAAGGUACACAGUAUUCACUUUGCAUCUUUCGAACUAGCAAUGGCUGUGGCUGGGGUGUAAAAACCCUUGUGAAGAUUAAAAGAAUGAGUUUUGUCAUGGAAUAUGUUGGAGAGGUAAUUACAAGUGAAGAAGCUGAAAGACGGGGACAGUUAUAUGACAACAAAGGAAUCACAUAUCUCUUUGAUCUGGACUAUGAAUCUGAUGAAUUUACAGUGGAUGCAGCUCGAUAUGGAAAUGUGUCCCAUUUUGUGAAUCACAGUUGUGACCCAAAUCUUCAGGUGUUCAAUGUUUUCAUUGAUAACCUCGAUACUCGUCUUCCCCGAAUAGCAUUAUUUUCUACAAGAACCAUAAAUGCUGGAGAAGAGCUCACUUUUGAUUAUCAAAUGAAAGGUUCUGGGGAUGUAUCUUCAGAUUCUAUUGACCACAGCCCAGUCAAAAAGACGGUCAGGACUGUGUGCAAAUGUGGAGCUGUGACUUGCAGAGGUUACCUCAACUGAAGAAUUUUCAGGAAAAAGAGCUUAUGAUAAUUGUAGUUUUGUUUUUUCAAAUGUUAACUUUUUAAAAAAUAAGUAUUCAGGACUCUUCAUAUUACAAAGACUAUACACUAUGUUAAUAUACAAUUCAUGUUUCAAACUGUUGGCCAAAUAAAUGCAUUACUGAUGCUUCUGAAGACAGGAACACAGGGUCACAUAGACUAAUUGAAAUACAUAUAUUUAGUGGUUAGAUGUCAAACAUGCAGACCAUUCACAGAUGAGCGUAUAUAUACUUAAGAAGUCUGUGUUAAUAGAGAAAAUGUCUCCUUCAGUAUUUAAAUGUUAAACUGAUAAAGGAACAAUCACUAAGAUCAAACAUUUAACUUGCCAUACUCCUGGAAUUUAAAGAGUUAAUUCAAAUUGGCAUAUAUGCAAGUUCUAUUUUUGUUAUUCUGUUGUCAUUCCUGUUUACUUACUACUCACCUUAUUUGUAUUUGAGACAGUAGGUGAUACUGAAUUAUAGUCUCUCUUCUACUUCUUUCCCUAAAACAUUGGGAUCUUAAUACAAAGUUAUGGUCUACAAUUUAAAAAAAUUUAAUUACACCUUGAUUUCAUAUUUUGAAGCAGUCUAGACCACUGAGGCAUGUAUGUCUGUACCAAUAAUUCUUAAAGAUUUCUUAAUCCUGUAGAAGAAAAAUCUCCAAAAAAAACCUAAAAUUGUAGAAUGGCUGCCUAUUAUGCUUCUUUGAAAGAGUGAGGCAGUGGGACCAGGAGGGUUUUUUGGAAUGCCAGGCAGGGAAAAUGGAGCACUUUAAAGGCCCUAGUCUGACAUGAAUUAGAUCCAUGCUGAGUACCUGUCCGCUUAACAGUAAAAUAAGAUGCUCCUGAGAGCAGCUGUACUUAAUGACAGUGUUCCACACGGUGCAUUACAUAAGCGUGUGGAUUUCAGGCAAUUUUAACAUGCUUUCCACCAAAUUUAAUUAUUUUUAUACUUCCUACAGGCUCUUAAAAAGUAAUCUAUAUUUUGAACUAAUAGUUAUUUUGUACAUGAAUUUUUUAAAUGUGAUAAAGCUGACCAUUUGUUACUUGAACUGUUGAGACUGAAAUGGAAAAUAUCCAUUGUUUUGUUUUGUUUUUCCUGCAUAGUAAAACCUCAAUCAGGAAACUGUUUUCAUCUCUUUCUGAUUCUGAGAUUUCUAAUGAUGGUGCCCAACAUGAAGGUAAAUGAAGCAAAUCUAGCUUUUGGUAUUGCUAAUUAAGUUCUUCCUGAGCUCAUUGCCCUAGGCUUUAAUGACCUAAAAUAAGCUUGGGUAAAACUGAACUGACUUCUGGGCUGCAGCACUUCAAGUAUCUUCUUAAUCCUUUACCUCUUCUGGGGAGAAGCUACACUUCAUCGUUCAUUCUGUUGUUACCAUGUGACUUUGCUCUUUCAUAAUGUAGGAUAAGUUUUUGCAUGUUUGAAGCUUCAGAAUACAUAUCUGCUAACCAAAAUUUGUGGAAUGUGCCAAGGAAAAAAUACAUGUUUAGUGCCAUUUCUUAAGUUUUCUUUUUGAAAAAAAAUAGUCACAUAUGGUGUCAGUGGUGAGAAAAGUUGCAGAUUUAAGGGUGGCUCCCAGUGGCCAGGCUUACUUUCAAUCUAAUUCUCACAGGUUUAAAGAUGUAAUUUUAACAUUCUUUUUAAAAUCUCAGUGUUUUCUAUCCAGUUAUUUGAUGUCUCCUUUUUUUGUGUUAAAAAAUGUAGAACAGGAGGGCAAAAGGAAAAUGGCUGCCUUCAGUAAACUUUUGUCCUUAUUAAUAGAAAUUUAAUGGACCUUUGAGAUUUUUAAUUACCUUGUGUUAGUUACCCUUACAGUAAAAAACUGAACUUAAGCCGUGAAAUAAUAGAAAUUAUUUAAACGAACCUACUGGGAGCUUUUAACUAUUUUAAGUCAACAUUUAGUUUCUUUAAAUUAGCUUCAUAAGUUGUCUGAAUUUGUCCUUAAAAUAAUCAAGGAUAAUAUUUAGAUCAUUUAAACUGUAAAUCCCUAUACAAGUUGUAUUAAUACCAUUGUUUUGAGUAUCUACAUAAGAUUGUGAUACACAAUUGGUAAUCUCAGGGUUUUUUCCCCAUAUAUGCAAAAUCUAGACUGCACUUAUUUUUCUUACAGUUUUUCUUUAGCAAAAUAAUUCAGUCAUUUGAUUUUCUAUUUAGCAUGGUUUUAGCUUUGUUUCUGAAUAUUUUACUGUCAUUUACUGCCACAAAAGUGGCAGAAAAAUACUGAUGGUAUCCCUACCUACUUUGGAGAUUAACCAAAGGUCUUUACACCAUUCCUUUAAAUGUUACUUUGCUUGUAAGAAAGUUUGUCAUUGUCAUGGUUCAUUCAUCUGAAUAUUAAAGUAGAAAAUUAGCAUAAUGUGGGUGGAUACUUCUAAAAUUUUUUGAGCAUUAGUCACCAGGUCCUUAAACAUAUCACACUAAGUAUUGCCUGUAAGUGCAAAGGAAUUUUAGAAUUAGAAUUUACAUUCUUUGAGCUAGAUUUAGGCCCUUUAUAUGUACUUCUGUGCUUCUCAUCAAUCUGUGAGGUUGGUACCAUCAUCCCUCUGGUAUACCAGAGGAAGUUAGGUAACAUUUACAUGCCCAAGAUCACCCAGCUCGGAGGCAGUAAACUAUACCUAAUUAUUUUUAGUGUAGUCAACCAACUUCAGACAGGUAGUUUUAAGAACCUAUUCCUACUGUUUUGAGCAAACUUCCAAGUUUUGAAUUCUUCUCUAACACAAAUGUGGGUAGCUGCUGGGUUUCUUUGGUGCUAUAUCUUGGUAUUUUGAAACUUUUCUUUUCACUUCUCCUUUAUACUUUAUGAUUUUUGAAGUAAAAAUCAAGUAGCCACUUGAAUUAGUUCUACCCACUCUUAUGCUGUUUUAAAAGGCAUUAUUGCACAGUGGUUAAGAGCAUGGAUGCUGGGCCCUAAAUUGCCUGUGUUUCAGUCCUGGCUUUGCCUCUUACUAGCUGUGUGAAUUGACCUCUCCGUGCCUUAGCCUCCUCACUCAUCUGUGGGGAGAAAAAAAUGGAUCUACCUCAAAGGAUGACUGUGAGGACUAAAGGAGUUAAUAUACAAUGUGUAGAGAACUCAGCAUUCUCAUAGAGUAAGUACCCUAUGUAAGUAUUAGCUCUCGUUGUUCUGUACUGUAAAUCUGUACUUUAAAAUCUUUGGUGAUCAUGGCAAGUUUUUAUUUUUAAUCAAGUCUGUUCUCAUGCUCUUAGCCCUUAAAUUCAUUCAGCCAGCAUUUACUAUGCCAGAUUCAGACAAAGAAUGAAAAUGUGGCAGUAAAAUUGAUGGUGUGAUUAUAAAAUGCUAAGAAUAUAUUCAGAAAAUGUUCACAGGCAAGUUUUAAACACCUACCUUGGAUCAUAAGCUGUAUUAAGAUAAAGUCAUGUCCGUGAAUAUAUACAAAUGUAUAUAGUUACAAUUGAUUACAUGAUUUAAGGUGUGCUUUACAGCCAUAAAUGACAAAUGAAGUCUCUGGGUUUCUGUAAUAGGCCUGUUGUAGUUAUGACUUAAUCAAGUGAUUUGCAGUCUCUACUGAUGCUCUCGAGUAAUUUUAUAUCUGCUUUGAAUUUAUUUAGGUAAUAGGAGAGAUAGGCAAAAUGAAAUGAAUAUAAAUGUAAUCCUGCCCCACUCAUACUGAGUCUGUAGAAUGUAUUAAAAGCUCAGAGUAGCAGCUGACUUAGAAAAAAAGGGGGUCAGUGUUCCCAUAAAACUCUGUAUUCUCUGUCUUACUUUGUCUCUAGGUACCUUACUAUGCUGAUAUUAGUCUCUGUUGGUGUUCAUAUUAAAACUAUUGAAUAAUUUAUGGCAGAUACACUUCUGUAACAUAUUUCUCAAAGACCAUUCAGAAAGGAGUUGAACCAGGCCCCUCACUCCUAUCCCUAUCCCAUGUCAGUUACUUCCCCUCAUCCUUUCUCUUGUACAAGGUUCUCGGCUGAAGUUUGAAGUCUAGGUGUCACUGUCUGGUUUUUCCCCAUGAAUGUGGACAAGAGCUGAUUUGUCCUUCUGGCAUUGGGAGACAUUCCCUUCUGGGGUAUUGAGGGCUGGUUUCAUGGGUUCUCUUGGCUUUGGGUCAUUUGUGCACCUAGUUUAUUUUCCUCUCUCACUGACUCUUAAAUCUUGAAACUAUAGUUUUGUGGAUCCAAUACUUAUUUUUGGCUAAUUACCAUGCAGCAUGGUGGUAAUGCAUAUCAUGGUUUAAUUGAACUGCAAGUUGUGUUUUAGCGUAGCCACUUGUUUUUACUGAAAUCUCCGCUGCUUUCCUUCAUCUAUGAAAUGUCAGCAUACCAAAGUUGCUCAUAAUACAUGAAUAAAACUUCAUUAAACCCCCGUGUGUAACUGCAAAUUAUACCCUAUUGAUGGACUUUAAAGAAGCUUAGUGACUCAUAAUGCUCACACUUUUCCUGUUUAAUUAUUUUUAGGUCCUAAUUUUUCCAGUUUUAAUUUUACCACUGUUAUUUACAACAGCAUUCUUAAGUGAUAUAACAUCUUUUGAGAUAAAUAAGGGCUGUUUUUUUUCCUGAAGCCAUCAGUUUAUUGUAUUAGGACCAAGUUAUGGUCUUUCAAUUUGAAGUGUAUUUAUGCCCCAGUAUGUGGUCUGUCUUGGGCAAUGUCACAGGCACUUGAAAAGCAUGUACUCUGCUGUUGUUGGGUGGCGUGUUCUCUAAGUGUCCAUUAGAUCCAGCUGGUUGGUGGCUCUGUUCAGUUCUUCGCUGUCCUUGCUGAUUUUCUGUAGAGGAAUUCUGUUACAGAGAGAGGGAGGGUCAAGGCCCUAGCAUACUUCUCACAGUAGUGAGUCCUCCUUUCAUUGGUUGUGCUUUGGCAUUAGGAACACACACAUUUAGGAUGAUGUCCUCAGUGAACUGGAGCCACUCUAGCCUUUCUCAGU
This is a messenger RNA of Manis javanica (Malayan pangolin), 6238 nucleotides long. It is a transcript of the gene SUV39H2, whose product is annotated as SUV39H2 histone lysine methyltransferase. The record is from RefSeq and is a predicted model, not a curated record. Gene Ontology annotation, cellular component: nucleus. Gene Ontology annotation, molecular function: protein binding; histone H3K9 methyltransferase activity; zinc ion binding. Lineage: Eukaryota; Metazoa; Chordata; Mammalia; Pholidota; Manidae.